This is a messenger RNA of Colius striatus (speckled mousebird), 1373 nucleotides long. It is a transcript of the gene IL5RA, whose product is annotated as interleukin 5 receptor subunit alpha. NCBI's taxonomy places the organism in Eukaryota, Metazoa, Chordata, Aves, Coliiformes, Coliidae. Gene Ontology annotation, molecular function: protein binding; cytokine receptor activity. The record is from RefSeq and is a predicted model, not a curated record. Gene Ontology annotation, biological process: cytokine-mediated signaling pathway; immunoglobulin mediated immune response. Bases 7 to 1269 code for a protein of 420 amino acids. Gene Ontology annotation, cellular component: membrane; external side of plasma membrane. The transcript is spliced from 10 exons.
UGAUACAUGUACCAACUAGAGCUUAUGGCCAGCAUGAGGAGAGUUGUUCUCAUCCUCCUUUGGACAACAAACUUGGUUCAGCCAAACCUGCUUCAAGCUGCAGGAGUUCAGGUUCUCCCACCUCUUAACUUCACCCUUACAGUCUCUGCACUAGCACAAGUACUGUUACAUUGGAAACCAAACCCCAAUCAGGAGCAAAGAAACUACACGAUCAGAUAUGAUGUGGAAAUCCUAAGCCCUGUGCCUGAAGAGUACGACACCAAGAGGACUCACAGUACCCGAACAGUGGCACUUCACCACGGUUUCUCUGCACGUGUUCGGACCUUGCUUCUCCAUAAUGACCUUCAGAUGAGAAGUGACUGGGUGAAGCAAACACUCCUGCCUCCUCCAGGUGCUCCAGAGACAUCCAUCACUAAUUUGUCCUGUCUUACUCGCUUCACCAUUUCUAGCAGUGUUUCUCUCCACUGCAGUUGGUUUCCUGGCCAAGGGGCACCAGAAGAUACCAAGUACUUUCUGUUUUACAGGUACGAGACGUACACCGAAGAAUGUCAAGAUUACACCAAAGACAAGUGGAACAGGAACACUGAGUGCAGCUUUGCAGCCACUCAUAUUCAUCCUGCAGAGUUUGGCAAGCUGGUCGUGAUACACAUUAAUGGGUCGAGCAGGUAUGCUGCCAUCAAGCCCUUCCAGAAGUUAUUUAAACAAAAUGCCAUUGAGAAAGUGAAUGUUCCCCGAAACGUCACUGUGUCCUUAGAGCAAAAUGAUCUCUUGGCCACAUGGGAGAAGCCACUUUCUCCUUUCCCUAAGGAGUGUUUUGAAUACGAAUUUUACCUCUCCAACUUGAAGUCAGGUAACAAGCAGGUGCUGAAAAUACCCUCAAACGACUUCAGGUUGCGGGUUGAUGUUACCAGCAGGUAUUCCAUACAAAUCAGAGCCAAUCAUCACCUACAUUGCAUCAGGGGAGUUUGGAGUGACUGGACUGAAGUGAUUUAUGUUGGGCAAAACAAACUGGAGAAGCCUGUGGCCUGGGUUCUCACUGUGCUUUGUGUGUCCACGUGCUGCAUGUUCCUACUCGUUGCCACAAUAUGCAAAAUAAAGCAUGUAUGGAGUAAACUGUUCCCACCAAUUCCAACACCCAGAAACAAAUUCAGAGAUCCCUUCCCAAAUGACUACGAGAGAGCACGUACCUGCACCAGCGAUGCGGAGACCGAGUUCGGCAGCUUCGCUGAGGAGCUCCCCUGCAGUGCCCUCGACGACUCUGUCUUCUGAGGGGCCCAGGGCCAUGUCACACAGCGUCACCACUCUGAGGGGCAGAAGGAGAAACGUGGGUGUGGGGGAUUGAGCAGUUUGGAGCAGCGCUCCCCCAGCCCCUC